Molecule: messenger RNA, 450 nt
Organism: Racocetra fulgida
Lineage: Eukaryota; Fungi; Glomeromycota; Glomeromycetes; Diversisporales; Gigasporaceae
Source: the annotation of a GenBank genome assembly
CAUGAUGCUGAAUCUGAAAAAAUUCGAUUUGUUUUUCCUACUGCCAUUGCUCCACGAUACGGUUCAUCGGGUUAUUCUCCCGCAAAUUAUGGGAAAAAACUUAUUCCUGAUGAAGUAUCUUAUUCAGGAAUGACUGUCUAUUAUUUAGAUCUUAAUAUUACAUGUAGAAUGACUUCUAUAAUUCAAAACAUCGAAUCACCAUCUCAUCAUAUUUCGACUGAAUUAAAUAUUGAUGGUAAUCCAAAUGUUUCAAAAAUUACUCUAGCUGAGCAAAUUACUUAUUUAGAAAAAGAUUUUAUACUUGUUGUUAAAAGUCUUGAUCUCGAUAAGCCAAGGGCCUUUAUUGAAUAUGACCCUAAGACAGAAACUAAUUGCGUUAUGCUAACUUUAGUACCAAAGUUUGCUAUUAAUGAAAUAAUGUCUGAAUUAAUUUUUGUGAUUGAUAGGUAA